AUGAAACCGCGUAGCAUUCGUUGUAUGAAAUUCUUUCUGACCCUGUUUAAUAUCAUUUUUAUUUUCUUCGGUCUUGUGCUGAUGGCGAUAUGCGUCAUCAACAUGCGAGAGAAAAAGUCUCGUCCAGAGAAUCAGUCGGCGCUCUCUCGUGCUGUUUUGUCAUUCCUUCUCACUCUGGGUGUCGGUCUACUGGUCACAGCUGUUCUUGGAUGUAUUGGUGCUUUGAGAGAGAACGUGAAGAUUCUUUAUGUGCACGCCUGCUUUUUGAUAUUCCUCUUAUCAGUGGAAGUAUUGGUGGGUGUCGGAGGCGCCGUCUUGAGCGCCUGGAUGGGAGGUGGAAACGAGUUAAGAGUACAGUUCUAUAGGAACUCUACUGCUGAUGACCAGGGAGGCGAUCAGCAAGCCUUUUGGGAUCAUUUACAGUCUGAGAACCAAUGCUGUGGCAUCGAUGGACCCCAAGACUAUGCUAUUAUACAUCUUGAAAUACCGGAUUCUUGCUGUUCCCGAGCCCAUCCGCUUCGACAGGGUGGAGCAAGACGCCAACUGCAUUCGACUUGCCUUGCUGAUCGGUCGUACUACAAGACGGGGUGUGAGCAAGUGUUGAGAGAAAAGAAGACUAUUAAGGGAAAUAUUUUUAUUAGCACUGGUAUAAUAUUCACUUUGUUUGAGAUCGUUUGUAUAAUACUGGCAAUUUUCAUGGCGAGAGGAGUAGCAAGCGAGCGUCGAAAGCUUCAACAAACACUGCAGGCUCAUUUCGAAACUUAA
Pieris macdunnoughi is the source of this 765-nucleotide messenger RNA. The record is from the annotation of a GenBank genome assembly. Lineage: Eukaryota; Metazoa; Arthropoda; Insecta; Lepidoptera; Pieridae.